Molecule: messenger RNA, 1437 nt
Organism: Fulvia fulva
Lineage: Eukaryota; Fungi; Ascomycota; Dothideomycetes; Mycosphaerellales; Mycosphaerellaceae
Exons: 1
Coding region: 1-1437 (478 amino acids)
Source: RefSeq, a predicted model, not a curated record
AUGAAGAAGACUCUCCUCUUGGUGUUUAUACACGGCUUCAAAGGCACCGAUCACACUUUCCAGAACUUCCCCAAGGACCUCAAGGAUGCCCUCGCUAUUUCUCUGCCGAAGAUUGAUGUCUUGACGAUCCAAUACCCGCAGUUUGAGACUCGAGGGGACUUGAAGGACUGCGUGGCACGUUUCAAGGAAUGGCUGCAGAACAAGGUCAUCGACCUCGAGGUCGCGAACAGCACUCCGAGUCCUACUGUCCAUCCGAGUGUCCAUGUUGUGCUCUGCGGACAUUCUAUGGGAGGCAUCGUCGCGGCAGAGGCGUUGCUGAGUAUCGCUAAGGACGAACCAGUGUCAUCCUCACUGGGUGGCAUGAACCCGACAGCAGGGCACAAUGCGACCAUGAACGAACCGUCCAACCCGCCGAACGAGCCCUCGCGACUGUUCUUUCCGCACGUCCAAGCGAUCUUGGCCUUCGACACACCAUACCUGGGCAUAAGUCCUGGCGUGCUAGCACACGGCGCCGAGGCCAAGUUUAACCAGAGCUCGCAGGCAUAUAAGGCAUGGGACCAGGCGAGCUCAUUUUUUGGCUGGAACUCACCCAAGAGCGCAUCAUCUACACCUAUUGCGAAUGCCUCGAGUAAAGGUCUGCCCGCGCCGAACAGUACUACCGCCGCUGGAGGAAGCAAAUGGGGCAAGUACGCCAUGUAUGGUGCUGGUGCGGCGGCAGUAAUAGCUGGUGCAGCAGGCGCAACCUAUCUUAGCUGGAAUCAGAUCUCCCAAGGACUGACAUGGGCUGGCAGUCACCUCGAGUUCGUCGGAUGUCUAGCGAGAGGCGCAGAGCUACAGAAACGAGUGGAGAACGUGGUAGAUCUGACAAAGACACAUGGCGUGGGCUUUGCGAACUUCUACGGAGCACUGGACGAGAAGAUCACCAGCCAGACGAAGUACGCCGGAGCAUUUUUAGGUGACGACCGCACGUUCUGCGUGAUACCCAAGAAUGCGCGUAAUAUCGGAAGCCCUACAGGCUCAAAACGCGAUCUGCCAAGGUCAAGAGAUGCGUCGCUCAAGCCAAAGAAACGGAAAGCUCAAGAGAAGGAAGCGGAUGCUGCGAUGGAGGGGGAGAUGGAACAAGGUGAGAAGGUCAGAGAGUAUGCAGAUGAUACGUCGAAGAGCAAGGGACGAUGGGUCAAAUGUGUCAACCCUCUGGUCCACGAUGAGCUCACGGCUCAUACUUCAAUGUUCACGCCUGCGAAGAACUCGGACUAUCGAACUAUGAUUCCGCGCGCGAAAGACCAGAUCCUGGAGUGGAUUCUGGUUGACUCGGUUUGGUACGAAACUUCUGGCGAGCAGGAAGAGCGACGCGAUGAGGAAGAAAAUGCCACUGCUGGAGACGAACCGACUAUGGCCGACGAAAAGGAUGACGAGGCCGUUCCUGCUGAACGAUAG